GUUGGUCAAUUGCAAACAAAUUUCACAACUGGUAGAGCAACCAUUGCGCCAUCACAACAAUGCCUCGUGGACGAUAAAUGAUCUCUCCAGCAUCCAGCCCUGGCCUAUAUCCCAAUUGAAGCAGCCUGAGAUCCUCGUUUCCUCAAACGAUGAUCACUCGACCUCCCCCAUUCACGACGACUCUGGUCUCCUCCUUCCUCAGACCCUCGCCAUCUAUUACACAAUCCUACGUGUGCAGACCAUGUCAACGUAGUCUGCACCGUGGCGUGCCGCAAGAUGGCCGAGUCCCAUCGCCUACACCUUUUGUACCCGACAUCCCUACCUUCUUCUCCUUGAUCGGCCGCGAAAUGAGCAAACACGCCAGCAAACUGCAAACCUGGGACGAGCUAUUUACUUUGACAUCAUUACAACUGAAAGAAAGAGGCUUUGAACCUCCACGGACUCGUCGAUAUCUCCUCCGGUGGCGAGAAAAAUUUCGCAGAGGUGAAUUUGGGAUUGGUGGGGAUUUCAAGUACAUCAAGGAUGGCGUGUCGGAAUUGAGAGUGGUGGAAGUGCCUGCAUUCCCAAAAGAUCUUAAGCCCGACCAACUUGCAACGGUGACCAAGACCCCAGGUCUACAGAAGAUCAUUGUCAACGUUCCCAAUGGCUCCGAUACAUACGUUUUGGAAGCAGGACAGACCACUGCCGAUCUGAAAAAGGCCCAAGGAUUCAAAUUGAAGAAUGGAUACAUCAUCACGGGCCCAUCGGCCCAUCCUCUGAAGGGGACGAAUGGAAGUGGUGCUACUUUGGUGGCUAGAGAAGGUCUGUGGGAACAUAAACGUGGUCACAAGAUUCACGGAGGUGAGAGGCGCAGGGCAGAGACAUUGCACAAGCUGCGGGUGGAAGAGAACAAGAAGAACUCGAGAUGAUUGAACCUGUCGAAUCUACAGACCUUGGGCUUACUACGACAGGUCCAAGUGGCUCGUUUGAUUUCUUUGUACAAUACCAGAAGGUUUUGAGGGAGAGCGGUGGCUUCAGGCGCUCCGGCUUCUAGUUGGGCGUUUGCUUCGUCUAAUCACUCGAGGAUGCAUAUAUAACAUGACAAAGAUAGCCUUCUCAAGAUCUUGAUGUGUCCUACUUUCUAUCCGUGAAGGCAGGGAUGUUUGAUCCAUAGGCCGCUGAUGCUUGCGCAAGUCAAUU
Molecule: messenger RNA, 1179 nt
Organism: Exophiala mesophila
Lineage: Eukaryota; Fungi; Ascomycota; Eurotiomycetes; Chaetothyriales; Herpotrichiellaceae
Exons: 1
Coding region: 150-908 (252 amino acids)
Cellular component (GO): mitochondrion
Source: RefSeq, a predicted model, not a curated record